GACAGGGAAGUGAAGUGCCUGUACAGGUACACUACACUUGGAGGGACACGGCAGCCAAAUAUCUUGGAUUGAUCGACUCCCAAGCUCCACGACAACUGUUUCAACUCAACCUUGUCAUUUUCCCGUCCGCCUCCUCGACUCUCCCUCACUUCCUUUCCUGCACCUACAUUCCGAGUUUCGACCAUCGACGCCUAAUCCGUCCCACGAGCUAUCGAAGCCGCAGCCAAGGGAUCCCGCAUACAAACAUAACCGAGAAUAGCGAACCCCAUGUUUCGCGACCAAGCCCCGUCCUCCCCUUGAUCCAUCUCUUCCGGGACACCAGGAACAGCAGCAACCUCGGGGGCACUGCUGAACGAACGAACGAUCUAUACAAACCGCCACGAUACACCCUACCCUAUACGACGGCUGAGAACCGACAUCCUCUUGAGCAGCUACAAUGAGGAGCUGGGCGUAUGCCUUCUUCCUCCUGGUGCUGUCCGUAUGGACGGCACAGGCCCUGGAGGUCAAGCUAGACGAAACCGAAGAGAACCGGCAACGAUGCGCAGGCAUGUACAGUAAAGAGACAUGGACUGGCCCGGUCAAUCCCUUCAUCAGUGUCAAGUUUACAGACUUUGGCUCCGACGCUGGCGACGAUCCUAUUGUCAGUCUCCUUAUCUUUGAGUGGCAGGACGCGGAUCUCGUCGGUGUCCUUCCUGAGGGCGCGGACCGUAGGAUUGGCAUCUGCGAGCCCCAGUAUGUCGACGCCGGAUACUGCAACACCACCAACGUGGGCGAGUACAUCCUCGCACCCAACGCCACUGCACUAUCCAAGAAUAUCGUCUUCACCGACGCCAUCCAUCUCAAGAAAUCGGCCCCGGUCAAGUACCAGAUCAAGAACACGGGUUACUACUGCGUGCUCACGGACAAGUAUACGGCCGAUAGGUACGAGGCGCUUGUCGAGUUCCGGAACGCCUAUGGAGAGCUCCCCGCUACACAGAUCCCCAAGCUGCCUUUCUAUGGCGGCAUCACCAUCUUGUAUGCCCUGGUGUUGGCGCUCUGGGGUUUCCUCUACUUCCAGCACCGUUCGGAUAUCUUGGCUGUGCAGAAUUACAUUACAGCUAUCCUCAUUUUCCUCGUCAUUGAAAUGUUAAUGACAUGGGGUUUCUAUGACUUCCUCAACCGCCACGGCUCGAACCUCGGCUCCCGUGUACUACUCAUUGUGGUAGCCGUCCUCAACGCCGCGCGCAACUCCUUCUCCUUCUUCCUCCUCCUAAUUGUGUGCAUGGGCUACGGCGUCGUUAAGCACACACUCGGCCGCACCAUGAUCUACGUCCGUUGGCUCGCCAUUGCACACUUCGUCUUCGGUAUCGUCUACGCCAUGACCGGUCUUCUUGUCAACCCAGACAGCGCCGGCCCCUUCGUUCUACUCAUCAUUCUCCCUCUGGCGGGUACCCUGACGGCCUUUUAUGUGUGGACGCUCAACUCGCUUAGCUGGACGCUCAAGGACCUCAAGGAGCGCAAGCAGCACGUCAAGGAGGGCAUGUACAAGAAGCUGUGGUGGUGCAUCCUCAUCUCCAUCCUAGUCAUCUUUGGCUUCUUCUUCUGGAACAGCUUCUCGUUUGCUCAGGCUAGCGACCCUGGCUACGUUCCCUUCCACUGGAAGAGCAGAUGGUUCAUCCUUGACGGCUGGCCGAACCUUGUCUACUUUGCCGAUGUUGCUUUCAUUGCGUACGUGUGGCGGCCGACAGCGAACAACAAGCGGUUUGCCAUGAGUGACGAGAUUGCCCAGGAUGACGACGGCACCAUCGAAUUCUCGAACUUGGAUAUCGGUGCGCCGGAUGAUAGUGAUGACGAGGAGGCCCAGGUUGGUAUGAAAGCAAAGAAGAAUCAGAAUGAAAAUGCGGGCGUGGGUUCGGGUGCCGGCGCUAGUCUGCAGCAACAGUCACGGAAUCUGGGAGGCCCAAGCAGCUCCUCUCAGCAGCAGCAGCAACAGCAAAGGAGACCUAGCCCUCACCGGGACUCCAUGGACGGGGAGACUAUCUUUGCGGUCGGCGAGGAUGGCGACAAGUUCUCGUCUGACGAGGAUAGUGACGAGGAGGGAAAUCUGGUGAGAGCCAAGAAGUAAAGGGCUAUUUAAUCACAUGAUGUUUAGGUGGGGGAAUUAGAAUAACUAAUUACGAGUCUAAUUGUGUUGACGAGAAACACCCCAAGUGUACUGUCGGUUUGUGGCCGAGGUAAGAUGGCCGUGUAUCAUAUGUUUUAUUUUUUUCUCGGUUUCUACACAUGUUCUUGAUGGCGUUUGUUGGAUGCCUGCAUUUUCUUCCACAAUUUUACUACUUUUCUUAGAAUUCACUUUGUCCUUUAGAUCAAGAUCAAGAUCGGUACAAUCAAGCUAGGCUGGGCGAGGCCAAGUGGGCAAAACAUGAUAGCAUAUUCCGUUUCCUUGCGUACAAUAACAGACAUGAAAUUCUUGCUACUAUGGUCCAAGCUGGCCUGGCUGGGUUCAGGACGCAGCUAAGCAUAUCCUCGCCGAAGACCGAUAUCUCGCGUCAGGCAAGUUGCAACCAGGAAGCAAGCUGUUACUGUCAGAAGCACCCAGCCCUAGGUUUACCUACGUGAC
This is a messenger RNA of Neurospora tetraspora, 2599 nucleotides long. Its product is annotated as lung seven transmembrane receptor-domain-containing protein. Gene Ontology annotation, cellular component: Golgi apparatus; membrane. The transcript is spliced from 3 exons. Gene Ontology annotation, biological process: retrograde transport, endosome to Golgi. Lineage: Eukaryota; Fungi; Ascomycota; Sordariomycetes; Sordariales; Sordariaceae. The coding region runs from base 437 to 2104 and encodes 555 amino acids. The record is from RefSeq and is a predicted model, not a curated record.